AUGACAACGGGCGAAAUUCAUUCAUUGCAUAAAUUAUGGACACAUCUUUGUCAGAUGGCAGAAGCAUUAAACGAUAGAUCAAAGAUCAUAGCAGAAUACAACGACAAAAUGCCAGCUGAUGAUCAUUUCUUGUGUAGUUAUAGACAACGAUAUGUAAGCGAUCCAUCUCAGCAAAUUAAAAAUAUUUACAUAUCAACUAAUUCCACUAAAUUUGAUCGAUUUAAUGAUUUUGUUGGAUUCUUAAUUUAUUCAUAUGAUGACAAAACAGACUUUUAUCUCAGUAACAGACACUGUAAAACUGGCUGCCUUUUAAUAAAAGAAAUUUCAACUGUUAAUCAUAUUGUACACAAUGGAAUGCCUGAAAAAUUAUUUGAAUGGUUUUUCAAUGGUACAGAAGUAGAUCAGAAAUUUAAAGGUAUUGGCUUUCGUUUUCGGGCUCACAAACGUGAGUGGCGAUUUCAUCGUUUCAAUGAUGAAGAAGUGCAUCCAAACGAAAAGAAACUAGUUGAAAUGGCUUUAUUAUGCAUGUAUGAAAAUGGGAGCUGGAUAACAAAUCAAAGCAUGAACGUUGAUCAAUUGAAAAAAAUGGCAAGAGACAUGUUUUACAUGAAAUUGCAUGAAAUUAAAACGGUAUUUGACAGUAGAAAGAAUGAAUUAGAGCAUAAUGAUCAAUCUUCACAAAUGUCUUCAAAUCAUAAUCCUCAUGAAGCAUCAUCUUCUUUACAGCUUAAUUCUUUCGAGGGAUCUCCUGUGCAUAAUCCAGCAAUUUUAAACAAGGACGAUGGAUGGAAUUAUGUCCAAGCCCUUAGAAUAAUUGAGGAGCGAAUAAAUAAUUAUCAAAAACGCAUGGAUCAGCUAUUAGAUGAUGUUUAA
Molecule: messenger RNA, 873 nt
Organism: Didymodactylos carnosus
Lineage: Eukaryota; Metazoa; Rotifera; Eurotatoria; Philodinida; Philodinidae
Source: the annotation of a GenBank genome assembly